Messenger RNA from Rhinocladiella mackenziei CBS 650.93, 381 nucleotides. RefSeq lists its product as uncharacterized. The transcript has 2 exons. Gene Ontology annotation, cellular component: DASH complex; mitotic spindle. Gene Ontology annotation, biological process: attachment of spindle microtubules to kinetochore. Bases 1 to 381 code for a protein of 126 amino acids. Lineage: Eukaryota; Fungi; Ascomycota; Eurotiomycetes; Chaetothyriales; Herpotrichiellaceae. The record is from RefSeq and is a predicted model, not a curated record.
AUGGACGAAUCAAACACGAUGAAUACGUACCACGACACAAAGAACCCCUCCCUUCUCAACUUAUCGGAUCCAAACGCCUCAAUAGCUGGUGUCGGCCGUGGUGUGACGCCGUUGGAACAAGAGGUCCUAGAUGAAUAUGAGCGACUGGCGAGGAAUAUGAAAGAGCUCUCCAACAUUCUCGCCUCCUUAUCCAGCGGCCCUAUCACGCUCGAAAUCGCCGAAGGGCUCCGGCUACUCGAACGAAAAGCAUCGAGUGUCUACACGUUAAUGAAAGCAAGCGUGUACAGCAUCGUGUUGCAGCAAGGGCAAUUAGAUGGGGUAGAAGGAGAGGCGGGGAGUAUUACGGAUGGUAGAGAACAGGAUGAAGAUGGUGGGCGAUGA